This is a messenger RNA of Panicum hallii, 782 nucleotides long. RefSeq lists its product as uncharacterized. The transcript has 2 exons. Bases 157 to 492 code for a protein of 111 amino acids. The record is from RefSeq and is a predicted model, not a curated record. Lineage: Eukaryota; Viridiplantae; Streptophyta; Magnoliopsida; Poales; Poaceae.
CUCCAUUUCCGAGCGAUCCAACUGGUCGCGUCCCUCUUUAUAUUCCUCUAUAGGCUCUAGCAAUUGCCGGCCGGCUAGGACUAUAGUGAGUGGUAGUGGCGCACACCGCUACUGUCCACCGCGCCUUCUAUAUCUUCGUAGUCAAAGAGGUAGCUCAUGGGGACGGCCUCGACAGGCCCGGACACCAUGGAGGCAACAAGGGCCCCCGGCCUCUCCAUCACCGUCGAGAAGAACCCGCCGGAGGCGCGCUUGCUUCAGCUCGGCGUCAAGUCCUGGCCCAAAUGGGGCUGUCCGCCGGGGAGGUUCCCGCUCAAGUUCGACGCGGCGCUGACGUGCUACCUCGUGAAGGGCAGGGUGAGGGCCGCCGUGAAGGGCUCCUGCGAGUGCGUCGAGUUCGGCGCCGGCGACCUCGUCGUCUUCCCCAAGGGCCUCAGCUGCACCUGGGACGUCGUCGUCGGCGUCGACAAGCACUACAACUUCGCCCCCUCCUGAAUUACCGAGCACCAUGCGCGCAUCUUCCCGUCUGAUUUCUCUCUUCCUUUUCCUGACGCCUCAAAUCCCUCUUGACUGCAACCACGACUGCCUACCAUGAUUUAGCUAGCAAGGAUUUGUGUGGUAGCCACAAGUUCUCUCCCUCAGAAGUUGCGGGUCAACAGAGAAAUUUGGUGGCUUGGUCCACAGUUGAUAGCUAGCAAUAUACUACGGCCAUACUAUUGCACAGAUAUACUAUAUCAGAGUGACAGCAACGCAAAGAUGAUGUUCUUGAUUGGAUGCUUUCUUUC